Messenger RNA from Liolophura sinensis, 3030 nucleotides. RefSeq names its product sodium-dependent multivitamin transporter-like. Bases 268 to 2019 code for a protein of 583 amino acids. The record is from RefSeq and is a predicted model, not a curated record. Lineage: Eukaryota; Metazoa; Mollusca; Polyplacophora; Chitonida; Chitonidae. The transcript is spliced from 15 exons. Gene Ontology annotation, molecular function: symporter activity. Gene Ontology annotation, biological process: sodium ion transport; transmembrane transport. Gene Ontology annotation, cellular component: membrane.
GUAUGGCGCCCAAGUAUAUUAGAGAUGUAAUCUCGAUAGAGGCAGUAUGUACAUGUCUAUUUUAGAAUGGGGCAUAAACUAGGCUGGAGAAGUUGAUUUGUAAGUUCGUGGUACGAUAAACUUUGUUUCAGAAACUGUUUGCAGUUUGCAGUUAACCUAACCUAAAUGUACACAGCAACGAGCUGUUAACCAAGGCCACCAUUCACAGUACAGCCAGGACACAGUUUGUGGCCGAUACAGAUAUCAUUGGACCAAUAUCGUUGAACCAUGGAUACGAGUAGCAUCAGUACCUUCCACACUGCCGACUACGCCCUUUUUGGGCUUAGCCUCGCAAUAUCUGUCGGUGUCGGGAUAUUUUACGCCAUCAAAGACAGGAACAAAGCGGACACCGAGGAAGUGUUUCUGGGCGGACGUAAAAUGUCAGUUAUCCCCGUGGCCUUGUCUCUGCUCGCCAGUUUCCAGUCCGCAAUCUCUAUCAUCGGGAUACCGGCGGAGGUGUAUUUCAGGAAUACAAUGUAUCUAUUAUUCGUACUUUCCAGCCCAUUGGCUAUUUUCUGCUGCAACUACAUCUACAUACCCAUUUUCUACAAUCUGAAAAUAACCAGUGCCUUCGAGUACUUGUCACUUCGCUUCCACAUCUCGCUGAGGACGGCCACAUCGGUGCUGUACUCCAUCCAAAUGUUGUUGUAUAUGUCGGUGGUGCUCUACGCCCCUUCCCUGGCGCUAAGUGCAGUGACUGUUCUGCCGUUGUGGCCAGUUGUAGCCACUGUCGGAGUCGUCUGUAUCUUUUAUACCACGAUAGGCGGUAUGAAGGCGGUGGUGUGGACAGACACGUUCCAAAUGCUAGUGAUCUUUGCCGGGCUGCUGGCUGUUUUGAUACAGGGGAGUUUAGUGACUGGCGGAUUAGCGAACGCUUGGACCAUCGCCAGUGAUCACGGAAGAAUAAAGUUCAACGAAAUCAGUGGUGAUCCGACAGUACGGCACAGUAUCUGGUCCUUGAUCAUUGGCGGGGCAUUCACAAAUAUGGCGGUUUACGGGACGAACCAAGCUCAGGUGCAGAGAGCCUGUGCAUGCCCAACCCUGACGAAAGCACGAGUGGCCUACUGGCUGAAUGUUCCCGGCCUAAUGAUCAGCGUCUUGCUCUACGUCCUCAUUGGCGUUGUCAUGUUUGCGUAUUACGUGGAUCGAGACCCGCUGGAGUCUGGCAGGAUUGCCGCCCCUGAUCAGACCUUACCGAUAUUUGUUAUGGAUAUCCUUGGGAACUACCACGGGGUGCCGGGACUGUUUGUGGCCUGUCUGUUUAGUGGAGCUCUCAGCACGAUAUCCUCUGGACUGAACGCUAUGGCGGCUGUGACCCUCCAGGACGUCGUCAGACCUCACAUCGCCCCGAAUAUGAGCCAGACAACCGCCACCUGGGUUGCCAGGGGCCUGGCCGUUGGGUUAGGGGUGAUAUGUCUUGCGUUAACCUAUGUGGCAUCCUGGAUGGGCAGCAUUAUUCAAACAGUCCUAUCCUUCUUUGGUGCUAUUGGAGGUCCUAUCAUGGGCGUGUUUACAUUAGGCAUCUUCUUUCCAUGCGCAAAUUCUUACGGAGCUUUCGCUGGCCUCAUCUCUAGCCUCGGUCUCAGCGUGUGGAUUUUGAUUGGCGCUAAGGUGACAAAGACACCAUUAACUCUGCCUAGCGACAACAGCACAUUUGCCAACUUGACCACCGUAAGCCCACCGGCCGACACCUUCACCAAUCCGCUACUCCCACUGUAUCAGCUAUCCUACCAGUACUACAGCCUGCUCUCUGUCGUGGUCUGUAUUAUUGUUGGCUUACUCGUAAGCGCAGUGACGUGUUUUAAACAGCGUCACCCACCGGGAUCAGACCUGAUAUUCCCGUAUCGCUCUGUGCUCAACCCCUGCUUGCCCAAAGGCCAUCGGCUUCGAAAGAAGGAGGAAUAUCAAUUUGAGACUGUGUCCCAGAUGGACGAUGAAUCGUCAAAUGUGGACAAUUGUACUGCUGCAAAGAACACGUAAAACGUGAACCGUAGGAAAAAGAGUAAACCAGAACAAGACACGCUUUAUGCAAGAAAAUGUCAUUAACAUUUGCUACCCGUACCCCAAGAGGAGACGGAUCGAGAUACCGCUGGACCUGUGCCCCUUUGCCAGCCAUUUUGGAGAGAUUGUUCACACAUUUUUGCUGGUAAAAAACUAUCAAGCCUAUAAAUCUCGACAGAUAGAUUUCUUGGGAUUUGCAAAAGACGAGUCAACAGAAGCAUUUCUUUAACUUGCUGAAUAAAGACAUAAACAUUGCCCCCCAAAAUAGUUGGAUUUAUUUUUUUAUAAUUUUUUUAACCGAGUAAAACGCUUUUGAAAGUCUGGAUUUGACGAUGGCCAUUUCUCACCAUAUUGGGAUCAGCGACGUCACAUGGGGUUUUUGCGACUUAACACAGACAAACCGCGAGAUGAACUAUUUCAAGCAAAAAUAUAGGUGUGACGUCAUUGAUACCAUUUGUCUCUCAAACUUUAUUCCUGGAUACUGUUGAAUAGUCUUUAAUCUGAUAUAUCCUUUAUUUUAGAAUUUCCUUUGCCUUUUAAUGGCUUUUAUAAACCUUCAUAUGGAAAAGCAAUAAUUACAAAUGUCGUUAAGCAUUGUCUUUGUUCUGACGUUCCUGUUCGGUCUUACGUGAGAAGGUCUGUCAACAACCUGCGGGUAGUCUUGAGUUUUGCCUGGAUUCGGUCUGGUUGCUUCCCACCAUAAUACUGACCAUGAAUGCUUGCCUAACUUCAUGAAACGAACAAAAGGUUGACAAAGAGCGGGAAAUAUAUAUUCUAUAUAUAGUCAAAAUAGAACACCAGAAGAGUGUUGCGUGAAGAUUUUAGGAAGAAAGCAAGUUUUGUUCAAUUGCUGAAUCUUGCGUGUAUUUUGAGAAAUGAUUACCAGCUUAUAUACUUCACAAUGGUUUAAUACACUCCAUAUAGUUUAUGCCAAAAAAGGCAUUGUAAAUAUUAUUAUCCUUUGUUCCAAAUUAAACACUUGGUGGUUUA